UGGAAAUUUAAGCGGGUAUGUGUGGAAAGAAAACAAAUAGAAUAGAGCAACAUACAAAAAAAAAAUCAAAGUAAUUUGUAUUGAGAACUUAAGUAUCGUUAUUUUAUAAUGGCUAAAAGGAAAAACCCGUUUUUUGAUGAAAUUCCAAGUCAAAUUAAGUAUCAUAUUAGCCCCAAAGAAAUUAAUUUGGGUGUGAAUAUGUCGGUUCGUAUGCCUGGAGUAUAUGAACGGACUUGGCAGCUUCUUCGAGAUGGUGCCAGAAAACAGUUUGCAGAAUCAACCUUUGAUCCUCUCAAAUGUGUAGUUCUCAGUCCUCCAGCAACUCCCCCUGGUGAUAACAAACGAAAACAAAAUGAAGAUGAAUCUCUUAUCAGCCAGAAUGACCAACCUGUUCAAGUUAAGUACAGACAGGAAAAGUUUCAUGAAAAGUCUCUGCACCAAAGAAAUGUUCACUUUCAAAGUUGUGGCUACUGUCAGAAACCAUCAGAUUUAACAGGUGGAUUCCACUGCUCAUUUUGUCAUCGGUCUGUUUGUUCCGGUUGUCGACGGAUUUGUCGUGCCUGUGAAGGGGAUUAUUGCCCUCUUUGCUCUACCCUCAGGUAUAACGAAUACGAAGAACAUGCCAUCUGCCUGACCUGCUUAAGCUGAAAACCUGUGUGUGUGUGUGUUGGAAUACAAAAAAAGAUAAUAUGUAGCUGAAAAGUCUUAUUUUAAUUUUUAAAAUUAAGCAUUUCUUUUUGUCUUUUUGAAAGUUUGUGUUCAUUGUACAGUUUGUAAAAUAAAUGAUUGAUUUUAGCAUUUCUUGAA
Messenger RNA from Limulus polyphemus (Atlantic horseshoe crab), 807 nucleotides. Its product is annotated as apoptosis regulatory protein Siva-like. The record is from RefSeq and is a predicted model, not a curated record. Gene Ontology annotation, molecular function: CD27 receptor binding. Gene Ontology annotation, biological process: extrinsic apoptotic signaling pathway. The coding region runs from base 109 to 648 and encodes 179 amino acids. Lineage: Eukaryota; Metazoa; Arthropoda; Merostomata; Xiphosura; Limulidae. The transcript is spliced from 4 exons.